This is a messenger RNA of Punica granatum (pomegranate), 4105 nucleotides long. Lineage: Eukaryota; Viridiplantae; Streptophyta; Magnoliopsida; Myrtales; Lythraceae. The record is from RefSeq and is a predicted model, not a curated record.
CAGAAGCUUCGGGCGACACUCUAUAAAGUUCUUUCUUGUACCCAAUUUUUAAUAGAUGCCCCCCUUAAAAGAGGACAAAAUGGACAAAAUGGUCCCUGAAAUAUGUAUCUCGAGACAAGUUCAUCCCGGAAAUUUAAUCAGUGGACAAAUUCGUCCGGACGUUGCAAACGUUUGGACGAAUUGGUCCGGACGUUGCAAAAGUUUGGACGAUUUGGUCCUUCCAUCCGAAAACAGGUGAGGUCCCUGACGGAUUACUCUUUCACGAUCGAAUUUGCCGUGAGUUGCUGUCAACCCCCAACCCCCAACCCCCUCCCCUGCGAAUUUCUUCCCGCCCCAAUUGCCACAGAUUGGAGCUUGUCUUCUCUGCCUUCUUCCCCAAAAUGCGAUGAAACCCUAUUCUUCAAAUGCUGGACAAAGCCUGAUAGAUCGAUCAAGCUUCCUUUUGCCAACAUUGAGCUGAUUUCAAGCUUCCUGCGCAAGGAGUGCUUCUGCAUUUGUUAUCUCAGUUCAGUUCGUGUUUGGCACCGUUGGAGCUCAUUUGAGCUCAUCUCGAGCUGGAGAUCCUGCGGAAGGAACCUUCUGCACCGUCGGGGAGGAGAAAGGGAAUAACCCCGAGAUCUUGCAUUGCGCAUGGCUUCCAGGAAUGAUGAUGACGUAUGUGAGGAAGAAAAUAUUGAAGGAUAUAAUGUAGAUGGGCAAGAGGAUCAUUUUCAGUAUGAAGGUACUGAGCAUGUUCAUUCAGAGGUUUAUUGGAAUUCAGAAUAUAUAUUCAAUGAGGAUGCUGAGGGUCAUUUGGAUGAAGAAGAAGAGCAUAUCGGUGAUAGAGCAGAUCCCGAAAAUGGAAAGCAUAUAGUUGUGAGAUUAUCACCAACAACAGCGGAUAUGGUCAUCUCUAGUGAUGAAGAUGAAGGCGAUAUUUCAAAAGAGCUAGUGGACAAGUGUAUCUCUGAUGAUGAGAAGAGUGAAGAGGAGUUCAGAAAGUACCCCGAAUUUGAUGAGAAUGCCACAUUUGGGGAGGUUCAAUUACAAUUAAACAUGUUAUUCCUGAACUUAACUAUGUUCAAGAAAGCUGUGGCAGAUUAUAAUAUAGCAGUAGGAAGGGUAUUCAAGUUUGUGAAGAAUGACAACGAAAGGGUUAGGGCAAAGUGUAGAUCGGACGGGUGCAAAUGGGAGAUCUUCUGUUCUUGGAGUAAUGAGGUGAAAACUUUCAAAGUAAAGAAGUUCGUGGAGCCACAUACUUGUGCUAGGGGGUUCAAAAACAAGCAAGCUAAUAAGAAGUGGUUGGCUACUCAGCUUGCUGAUGAAUUAAGAUCAUACCCGACAAUAUCAGCACAUGAUGCUUUUGAGUGGUUCAAAAGGUAUAGAGGUAUUCAUAUAGAUGAACACAUGUUAUACGGAGCAAUGAGGUUGGCCAGAACAAUUGUAGAGGGAUCUGAAAAAUUGCAAUAUCAAAAAUUGUGGGACUACUGUGAGGAACUUAUGAGGCAUAAUCCUAAUUCUACAUUUGGUUUGCAAGUAAAUAGACCUACUCUAGAGUUGCCACCAACAUUUGAUAUAUUAUACAUUUGCUUUAAUACAAAUGUUCAGGGGUUUAAAGCAGGAUGCAAACCCCUCAUUGGGCUAGAUGGGUGUUUUCUAAAGGGGUACUACGAAGGACAGUUACUGUCUACGGUUGCUCAAGAUGGCAAUCAACAUUUCUAUGUGAUUGUAAUAGCUGUUGUUGAGCAAGAAAGUAGGGAUACAUGGAGUUGGUUUUUGACAAAUUUGCUUGCGGAUAUUGGACAGUAUAGUGACAAUGGUUGGAACUUUAUAUCAGAUCAACAGAAGGGUUUGAAAUUGGCUUUGGAAGAAUUAUGUCCUGGUACUCCACACAGGAAUUGUGUAUUGCACAUAUAGAGGAACUUUUACAGCAAGUACAAGAACAUGAAACUAACCAAGCAACUCUAGAAAUGUGCAAAAAGUACCAUAAUGGUGGAGUUUGAUCAAAAUAUGAUGAUAAUGAAGAGAAUGAAUGAGGAUGCAUGGGCAUGGCUGAAAAGAUUCAAGCCCGACGCUUGGAGCAAAGCUGGAUUUAGUGAUUAUCCUAAGAAUGGUAAUCUACUAAACAAUACUUGUGAGCAGUUUAACUCGAAGAUUGUGAAGUUUAGAGGUAAGCCAAUCAUUACGAUGUUUGAAGAGAUUAGAUGUUAUUUGAUGGGGAAGAUGAAUAAGCACAGAUUGCGGGCAAAUAGCUUUGUGGGUCCAAUUUGUCUAGUAGCACAAAGUAGGCUAGACAAGUGUAGAAAAGAUAGUUCAUAUUGGACCCCUGAAUGGGUUGGUGAUGCAGCGGGUUACAAAUUUUAAGUAUGGAAAAUGCCCCAAUGUAAGGUGGUAGAUUUAGGUGCUGGGACUUGUAGUUGUAGAAUGUGGCAGUUAACCGGGAUACCAUGUGCACAUGCUAUUGCUUGCAUGGCUUACAAUAAUUUGGAACCUGAGAAGUAUGUUCAUUUAUGGUAUUCCACUGAACGAUAGAGAGCCACUUAUGUCCCAUACAUUGAACCAAUUACUGGUGAAAAGGACUGGCAUCGCACUGAACUGCCACCAAUUGAGCCACCUGCAUUUAAAAGACCGUCUGGAAGGCCUAAGCAAAGGAGAAGGCAAUCUGAGGGUGAGGCAAGCAACUCAUCCAAGGCAACAAGAAAGUAUGGUGAAACUCACUGCUCUAGAUGUGGAGAGGCUGGGCACAACGUUAGGAGAUGUACAAAAGAAGCCAAUAAUGAUGCUCCAAAUAAGAGAGGAAACGGAAGAACAACUAGGGGUUCUAAUGCAUCUGAUUCACAGGUUGAACCCCCAUUGGGCCCCUCAGGCCCCAUUGUAGGGUCUCAAGACUCUAUCAUCCUCGGGUCCAGCGUACCUGUUUCAGCUUCACAUUCUUUUGCUUAGGUUCAAAGAAGGCAUUUUAGCUCUGGAAUGGGGAUACCAUCAAACCAAGGUCCCAAUUGGAGGCCUCCAACACCAUUUAAUCAAUCUCCAAGUUCAAGCACAUUUCCAUUCGGAUUACCUGCAGCACUGAUGGUUAGAGGCAAUUGGAGUACUCAUACUUAUAGACCCACUCCUAUAAGGCCAAGAGUGCUUCCACAAGUUUCAACAGCUUCAGUGUCGACUUUUCAUUCAAGCUCAUCGCAAGGAUCAAAUACUAUCAGUCGAAGAACUUGAGGAGUUAUUGGACAUAACAGUUUUUACUGCUUUCAUUGUUGAGAAAGUUCAUUCUGUUAUGUAUUUUGUUGGAAAAGUGAAUUCUGUUAUGUAUUCUGUUGAAAAAUCGCAUUCUGUUAUGUAUUUUGUUGGAAAAAGUAAAUUAUGUUAUGUAUCCUAUAAAUUAGAAUAUCUGAAACAGUUAGUCCGUUUCGGAUAAAUAUGUUUGUGGAACCUUUUGUGGAUAAAUAUUUUGCUUGAGUGACGGGUCAUCUAUCCAUCUAACUUUUAUGUUCGGGAUAUAUGGUAGGCACUAGUCAUGACAUUUUUUCCUAAUGGUGCAGGGGGAACCUUUGCUCUAUACUCUUUGCUUUGUCGAGGAAAAGCACGCAUCCAGGAAAAAUGGACUCCUCAUGCUAGAUUGAUAUGCAGGAAUUUCCAAGGCAAAGAAUGAAAGUCAACCAAUUCAUGAAGCUUUACGAGAUCCACACCGAAUUCACUUCAUCCUUCAGCAUCUAUAUCAGAUCAACAGAGUGAUAAAGUAAGCAGUUCCAUAUCAAACUUCCCUCGAAUAGCUGAUUUCAAAUCUUCAACUAUUUAUAUAUUUGCAUGUGAACUUUUGCUCUAAGCUUUAAACAUGAACCGUUAAUGUAGGAAAGGAGUGGAUGUGAAGGGAUACUUUUACUGGUCUCAGUCCGACAGUUUUGAGUUUGGAAAGGGGCGCCAAGAUAGAUACGGACUUUACUACAUUGAUUACCAGAACAAUCUAACUCGUAUCCCCAAGCAUUCUGCAAAGUGGCUUCCUAGUUUCCUCCGGAACAAGGGAAGAACUCAAUCCCUCUGAACAAAGAAUAUGUAAACCCUACGAUCAAUUACAAGCAUGUAGUUGAUCUUAUGCAGCCUGCCGAACAGUUACAAGCAAUACUUUGUG